AUGGUUCUUUUUUUUAUACCCAAUGAAAGGCUUUCCAAUGGUAUUGGGAUUAAUUUUGAAAAAUUAGGUUGGCGCGAUAGUGGUUGCAAUUGCAGUGGGGUAGAACCGAUAGAUGAAUCAGAGGUGAUCAUAGGGGGAGAAGUUGUUGCAUUUACGUCUAAGUUCAAAUACUUGGGAUCAGUAAUUCAAAGUAAUGGGGAGAUUGACGGAGAUGUUACUCAUCGUACACAAGCGGGUUGGCUUAAGUGGCGAGUAGCAACUGGGAUGUUUUGUGAUAAAAAGUUUCCGAGCAAAUUAAAAGGUAAAUUUUACUGCGUUGCAAUUAGGCCGGCUUUGUUGUAUGGGAUAGAAUGUUGGCCCGUAAAGAAGGUUUUCGAACAGAGGAUGAAUGUUACAGAAAUAUGUAUGUUGAAGUGGAUGUGUGAGCGCACAAUGGUAGAUAGAAUUAGAAACUAG
Molecule: messenger RNA, 456 nt
Organism: Amaranthus tricolor (Joseph's coat)
Lineage: Eukaryota; Viridiplantae; Streptophyta; Magnoliopsida; Caryophyllales; Amaranthaceae
Exons: 2
Coding region: 1-456 (151 amino acids)
Source: RefSeq, a predicted model, not a curated record